CUCACUUAUCAGCCACUUUCGUCACUCGCUAAUAGAACUCGCAUUAUUACGCCAAGAGUGACCAAUCAGCAAAUCUCCAAGGUUGAGAAUGUGUGUGAGACAUAUAGAGUGGUAUCAUUGCUAUGAAUGUCAACAUGAGUUUAAUCAUCGAAUAGUCUUGAGGUCGUGUGCCAAAGCUGCGAUGGGAAGUUGUAUAAAGGUUAAACAGCAACGAGAUGUUAUCUUGAACUACGAUACCUGCAUUACUUGCAAGAGGUCUAGGAGAGCCGAGGAAAUUUGCCAGCAGAAAAUAUAUCGGCAGGUUCCCUUAUACUAUACUGUUAGAAAUGGAAGGUUCAUACGGGAGGAUUUCUGGUAGUUUAGGUAGGUUUAUGACGAUCUGGGCUAACCGGACCUAUCGAACAAUUGGUAGGUUUGGUCAAAUAGGCUUGGUUAGAAUUAGAUAGAACCAUUCCAUGCAUGCUAAUGACAGAAGCUUAUAGAAGGUAUAUUAGAGUAACUAGGUGAUUUAAGAUGAGGAAGAUAGACCGGAUCACUUUAAUAGUCGCUUAUUGUUUCGCUUGUUGUUAGAUACUAACAUAGACUUUGAGGCUGCGCUAUGUAUUACCUGGUCAUGAAUUCAAUCC
Molecule: messenger RNA, 626 nt
Organism: Daldinia loculata
Lineage: Eukaryota; Fungi; Ascomycota; Sordariomycetes; Xylariales; Hypoxylaceae
Exons: 1
Coding region: 89-358 (89 amino acids)
Source: RefSeq, a predicted model, not a curated record